Molecule: messenger RNA, 2055 nt
Organism: Pseudocercospora fijiensis CIRAD86
Lineage: Eukaryota; Fungi; Ascomycota; Dothideomycetes; Mycosphaerellales; Mycosphaerellaceae
Exons: 1
Coding region: 1-2055 (684 amino acids)
Biological process (GO): spindle pole body localization; nuclear pore organization
Cellular component (GO): nuclear pore transmembrane ring; spindle pole body
Molecular function (GO): spindle pole body-nuclear membrane anchor activity
Source: RefSeq, a predicted model, not a curated record
AUGGCGACCAGCUCGAGGCUGGCCGACCCAACUCGACCCAUACCGGUAGAGCGCAUCAAGCUAUACAAGGACUUUCUCACCCCUCAAUUGCACCGCAGAUUCUGCUCGGCCGCCGCACUCACACUCGCAUUCUGCCUAGUCGACUCCUUCAUUCUCUCAAAUUCAGGCUCAUACAUCUGGUCAUGGUUCCCGAUUGGGCCAGCAGGCCUGCGAGCGCUGCUUCUCUUCAUACCGUGCCUCGCCAUAUUUAUUGUGCGCAUGGCCAAUAUACACAUCGGCGACCGCACCAGCGUGAGCGGAGUAGAAACAUUACUCAAGCACACCAGCUUGUGGAAGACAUUAUACACUGGAGCAUGGUAUGCUUUUAGUGCAUGGUUCUUCGGUGAAGUGUACAUCUGGUCGCGGAGUAGCAGCGCCGAGCUGGCCAUGGUGGAUCCAGGCGCAGCUUAUGAGCGACCGCGAGUCAACGAGAAUCCCGUUUUCCUGCGCUGCAUGUUCCUCGUGCUUGCCGUCAGCCAGACACUUCUGCAUCUCAUGCGCGACUACGAUCGGGUCCGAAUUGCCGAGCAAAACGUCGAGGCGGAUCGUAAGAAUGCCGUCUUCAAGGCUAUCGGCCUCGCUCCUGAUGCAUUCGACAAUAGCAAAUGGAUCCCGCGAGCAUUCAUUCGCUUGCUCGAGCAGAAUGGCACGAUUCUGACCAGAUCUUGUAAUCUGACCGUAACCACCAUGUUUCUGGUCAACAACUUGGUCUAUUGGCUAGUCCUGCGCCGCUUUGCCUGGAAGAUGAAUUACUUCUUCGCGAGAGUCUUCUUUUCCGACCUGACGCCUGACGCUCCCCCGACUGGCAUACUCCAUGUUGGCAGAUUGGCAUGGCAGACGUUCACUGCCUCACUGAUGCUGUCGCUUUUGUGGGAGCUUUCCAAUCAGACAUUUGACAUAUUCGUCUCACAGCCACCAGUGAAGAAGGAGCAGCCACUCACAAAUGAGGUCAAGGACGCGAGAGGCAUUGUGCUUCACAGGAGCAAGGAUCCGAAUGGCAGUCUCAUCACUGGUCUGAAUAGCAAGAAAGACUUGACCAAGACCUUUGCAUUUUGGGAGCUAUAUCUCAUCUGCACGCAAUACGAGCAGCGGAGGCAGACCAUAUAUACCGAAGUCGAUCGCCGAGAUGAGAGCACGUGGUCGCAUGUCUGCAAGCUAUGCUUGAAAGAGAUCAAGGACGUUCAAGAGCGAGUCAAGACAGCGAUUGAGCCUGUGAAGUUCAAGACCAAGCAGGAUGAGGAGAAAGAGCGGAAGCAGCAAUCACAGCACUUUAUCGGCUUGGCUAAGGAGGACAACGGACUGAAGAAGAUUGCCGAUAGCAAGGUUAUCGAGGAUGGUGAUGUGUUUGCGAGACGGAAACCAGACCUAUUCAACACCCUAGGUAACAUGGCGAAAUCGGUUGGCCAGUCACCAGGAGCUCAGAGCUUCGGGUCGGUUGGCGGCAGAAAGGCGAUUGAGUGGGGCGCGGAGAAGGUGCCAGCAGAAUAUCGCCAACGCUUGAGACCUGAGGAGAUCGAGCGACAGGCCACUGGUAUCAUGGCUGAUGCGCUCAAGUCCACCGCUGGCGAGCCAUUCAGGCAGACUUUUGCGCGGAGAGUGAUUGCCACUGUGUUUGGAUCCCCAUAUAGCAAGAUUUCGAACAUAUCGCAUGCCACAAAGUCACUCACACGGCUUGUGGUUCGAUCAAUCGCAGAAGAUCAGUAUGGGCAAACACAGAAGGAUAUUGCGAGCAUUGUCCGUACAUAUACCGAGGUCAUUGUGGCCGUUGAGAAGUAUGUCAAGGAACUGAAGCCGCACUGGACUGACGUCGAAUUCAUGGAGGGCAAGAGCAGGAGAGUCAAGGAGGUGGACGAGCUUCUGUUGGUGCUUAAGGAGGGCCUGGCAGAGAUCAUGCUCACAUUUGGGGAAUACGUCGAUGUACUUGGUUUGACUAAGAAGGAAGUUCGAGAGGCAAAGAAUGCCAGUGCACGGCCCAGCGCUGAGACCGAGCGCCAAGAGAUGUUGCAGGUAGGAUAG